Molecule: messenger RNA, 4261 nt
Organism: Bombus pyrosoma
Lineage: Eukaryota; Metazoa; Arthropoda; Insecta; Hymenoptera; Apidae
Exons: 3
Coding region: 641-2542 (633 amino acids)
Biological process (GO): telomere maintenance; DNA repair
Molecular function (GO): ATP binding; hydrolase activity; DNA helicase activity
Source: RefSeq, a predicted model, not a curated record
CAGGCGCAUAGUUGUCAUCAAGCAGCGACUUUUAGAAACGUCAAUUCUAGAAACUUCGGUGUGUCAUUUUAUUCACGCAAAGAAGGUGACAUACGUUGUCAUUCGCGCGAACGAUGGCGUAACACGAGCGUAGCGGGGGUCCCGAUCGAGAGGAGACAAAGAAAAAGAUCGAAGGAAAUUACUAUCAUUUGGGAAUCAAACGGAGUGCAUCGAAAGGUUUAGACGAAUAAAAACCAGAUUGCUUAGUCUAACGAAUAUAUCGAGAAAUAUCAUAAAAUCGGGUCGAAUUACUAACAAACUAAUUGUAUAAUAGUUAAAUAAUUUGUGGCGUGUUCAUUAUAUUAUUUUUAUAAUAUUGUCAAAUAUACAAGUUUACGUUAACCCUGUUAAUUCAGUGUUAAACUUGAGGCGGCUACGUUGUCCGUGAUAAUAGUAGCUGCUGGCGUACUGCUGUAUUUUCUUCCUAUUUAAGAAUCGUGGAAGAAAAAAUUGGACUUCGAUCGCCGGGAUUCGAUUCCUGGUUCCGAACGAUCAUAAUCUAAGACGCUAACCACUGUGCUGCCGUCGUCUGUUGCUAAUGUGUUAAACAUCCGAAGAAGAAAAACAACGCGUUGGAUAAAAUUAUUUGGAAAGUAACAGAAUGAGUGACGCUGAGGAGCAACAGUUGACAGAACAAUUCGAUUCAUUGAGUAUCGGUCAACCCAAAUAUACCAAAUGUAGUGGAGAAAAAAAGCAGCCAAAUAUCCAGAACUUAAACAAUGACCAGAAGGGAGCGUACCAUAAUAUAUGCGAAAAAUUAGAUCAAAAUGAUAACUCAGUUAUCAUGAUCAAUACUCCAAGCGGAACUGGUAAAACGUUCCUUCUGCGCACUUUGGCUAAAAACUACCAGAAAUCAGAGUUUAUUACAUUCCGGAAAGACCAGGCAAGUAAUAUUACAUCGGAGGGUAUACAGACGUACACGUUUGUGUCUUUUUGUAUGCAUCACUUUAAUCUACCGUAUCAUCAAGCAAUUCAAAUGUUUCACACGUCCCGUAAAAAUAUGAUUGAAGAACUUUAUAAGGUAAUCCUGUACUCUAAAAAAUUUGUCGCUGGAGACACAUCCGUUCUUAUUUUAGACAUAUACACUAUACCCCCACCGGCCAUGUUGAUUCUAUUAUACAUACUAUCCCUUAAACAUAAGCUGCACUUAAUUUUUGCUGGGGAUGCUUUGCAAUUAAGUUCUAUCAGUAAAUCUGUAUUUCAUAAGGAAAGUAAUUAUUAUAUUAUUCAGAUAUUGCAGAACUUGACAAUAAGUAAUUUAAAUAAAAACAUGCGAAUACAUGAUCCUGUGCUUCAAGAAAAAGUACAAAAUUUUUAUAAACUUCUGCAGCAAGUACAACUUGCUGGGAACGUUCCAUUGAAUUAUAACAUACGUUACUAUCUAUAUACUAUGUUUCAACCGCAAUAUCACGCUUCUGAGCGUUUUGAUACUAUUUACAUUGCUCAAACUCAUCGCAACAUUACAAGACGUUUAUAUCGCUACAUCCAUCAACUGAACUUGACUGGUACAACGUAUUAUGAAGCACCAUUUUGUUAUGGACUAAACAAAACCAAGUUUCCUCUUGAUAGUAGUAAUCCUGAUAGUCAUAAUUAUAAAUUUUUUCCCACCUUGCUGUUAAUAAGAGGAUGUAAAUAUAUAUAUAUUACUGAAAAAGGUAUCCAUCAUGUUGUUCGCUUGAAGGAUAUACUGUUUAAAGACAAUGAAAUUGAGAGUUUGAUAAUCCGUUUUUUGAAAGGUACAGGAGACGUUGAAACAAUUAAACGGGUUAAGCUUAAUUAUUAUCAGAUUUUACCAGAUUAUCGUAAUUGGUUAUGCAAAACCAGUAGAAUUGAUAAUAAAAAUGAUAUAUGGCAAUUUCCUUUACGUCCAUAUGUGCUGACAUAUCAUGCUACUGUAGGACGAACAAUCGACGAAGCGCCUGUAGAGCUUAGUGCCGAGUGUGUAUACGCUAAUUUCUUAUACGUUGGUCUUUGUUCUGUACGUCAGAAUUCCGAUAUUCAUAAAAUUCAUGAUGAACGAGAUCUGCCAGGAUAUUUGAUCACGAAGUAUAUGGAAACUCUUUCAGCAAAUGAAGACAGUAAAGAAUACUAUUAUCGUUGUGAUUUGACCAAAAGUGAAAUUGAUGAAUAUAUUGAUAAGAAAGACGGCAAGAAUCUAGAUAAUAUCAAAUGGACGACUAUGAAUGAUAUACAUAAUUUUGAGAAAAGACGAACAGGCUUUAUCCGCAUUAAACGUAGUGAAUACGAGAAGUCCAACAAAAAAGUAGAUACACCAUUCAUACAAAUUACAAAAUUUGUCAAAGAAAAUCGAGACGCGAUACUUCAUACAAUUGAAAUCUCACCUAUUAAAGAUUUUGACAAGUAUUGCAAAAAGGAAAAGAAAAAGAAGAAGGGGGAACAGCAACAAGAGGACGAAAAAUCAGAUGCAUUAUGUUACUUAUUUGAUGAAUACAAUCAGUGGUUUAAUAAAAAAGAAAAGGAUGAUACAAGAAACAAAGAAUGAAAAAGAUUUAAAAGAAUAAGUCUGUGUGCGAAUAUUAAAAAAAAUUCAUACUUUUAUAUUUUAUUUUGAUAUAUUUUCAUAAGAGUCUAUAUAUAUAUGUCAAAUUAUCAUUAGAAUUUUGUGUCGAAUUGUCAUUAGAAUUUUGGGUGCGUAUCAAUUCUUCAUUUGGAUUUACCAUUGUUUAACUUAACUAAAUUAUGUUACACCAAAAUUAUAUAACACGUAUAGAUAUGACUUUUACAAGGUUUAACCAUAAAUAAGUUUAACGAACGCUUUUAACAAUAUUCUUGUGUUCAAGCGAAUCCACGGUCAACGGGAAACUCUUUGUACAAUACAUUAUAUUUUCUCUGAAUUGCAAAUAACGUUAGCUGUGUCACUCGGUUUCUUCUAGACUGAUCACCCAAUAUCAGUAAACUCUCAAAGGAGAUCACAAUAAAAGGCUGCCUGAAUCUCAUUUGUCAAUUACAUGUUGAUUAGGAAUAUCAACAAAACUCCAGCCGCCAUUGCUAGGCAGUCCUGCAUAGAGCCGACAUUGCUUCUGGCCGGGGCUUGUCCGUUAAUACAGGGUGUCCCUUAAUAUCGGUACUUCUGUCACAUUAGAUGUUCAUCCCGUGACGUGGCUACGUUCAGCGAACAGUUGUGUCACCUCGAGCCCAAGUAUUCCAAAAGAAAUGCUCAAUGUCCCUACAUCUCCGACAUAUAUAUAGACUCUUAUGAAAAUCCGACAUAUAUAUAUAUGUCGGGUUAAGGUUAGAAUUUUGGCUGUUCUACGGAUCUUCACUCACUAACAUUGUCUAUCAGUCGUUUUGAACAGUAAAUUUUCGAUACAUUUACUGCACAUACGACCGACCGCGCGCGGUGAUGGGGACCAGUCGCCAGUUAAACGCCGCUAAUGCCUUCAAAUGGCCCUUUAAGUAGGGCCAUGAUGCAAAUGGGUUAUAAAUGCAAGAAUGAAUUAUGCGCAAGGUUCCAGUUCUGUGUCUGUGUUAAAAAUUUAAAUUUACAUAAACAUCUGCAAUUUAAUAAUUAUAUUGAGCCUUCAAAUUGGUGCUUCUUGAGUUACAUUCAUAACAUGUUGUAGAAUUAACACGUUGACGCCGGCCCUGAUAUUUAUGGUUUUCUCCGUGAGGCGACGCCCGGAGCACGGUCUGCUUCGUGGGGCGGCGCAAGUGUCAGAUUAGACUGACAAUUUUUCAACUUUGACCUCAAUUUAUAGCAAAAUUACAAAAGCUAUACGAUUCCUGUUGGGUUCAAUGAAUUCCGCGGACUUCAACUAAUACAUUGAUAUACAAUAGUUUAGCAAUAUCAAUUUGUAUGUAUCUAUAAAUGUUAAGUAAAGCUGACGGGGCUCUAAUUUUGUACUCUUUUCGAUUUUUCUAUAAGAAACGUUCAUAGCGCGAAUCGAAAAAUUUUUCAAUUCCGUACAGGAAAAAAAAUAGUCAUGCGUGUUCGUCGGAGAACGACGGCGCGCGGAAGGAACAUGCAUGACGAAAAUAGUGUUAGGUUACGUUAGAUUUUUAAAAUGGACUGACAAAAGGCCAGUAUGUAUGCUAGUUAUUUCCAAAAAUCAUAGGUGUGUUAUAACGUUGAGAUAAAAUAAUAUACACCUAUUUUGUACUACCAAUUUUGUGAAAUAUGUACAUGUGUGACCCAUCGCGAUGUACGCCGCCCCACGGAACAAACUCGAGUGACCCAUCGGUAGUGCACGCCGCCUCACGG